AUGUCAAAUCAUAUUCGUAUAAAUCUCGAAUCGAUAUUAAAAACUUCAUCUAUAAUUAAUGAUUUAAUUAAUUUAAAUUUUAUAAAUCAAUAUAAAUUCUUUUCACAAAAAAUAUCUAUUGCACAACUAAAUGAUAUGUUAUUUUUUGCAUAUGAAAAUACUAUUAAACUUAAUUUAUUAACAAAACGUUUAAUUGAAUGUGUAUUACCAAUAAAUAAUAGUUUUCAUUCAAAUUUAUUUAUUGAACUUAUUGAUUUAUUUGUUCUUCAUCAACAAAAAUAUUAUGAUCAAGCAACAAAAAUUCCUAAUGAAAUAUUAUAA
Molecule: messenger RNA, 321 nt
Organism: Rotaria sp. Silwood2
Lineage: Eukaryota; Metazoa; Rotifera; Eurotatoria; Philodinida; Philodinidae
Source: the annotation of a GenBank genome assembly